AUGUUUCACGGCGACGGGCGAACCCGGAACAACUGGGAGGGAUUGCAUCGUGCGCUGACCGACCUCUCUACUGAAGAGUUGACCGCCAUCCAGGAAAGGGUGACGAGGUCUUUCUCCAACGAGGGGAUCACCUUCACCGUUUACGGGGACGACGAAACGGACGAACACAUCAUCCCGGUGGACUGCGUGCCCCGGUUGAUUGCCGAGUCGGAGUGGAGGGAACUGGAAGCCGGGCUGACGCAGCGCCUGAAGGCGUUGAACCUGUUUUUGCAGGACGUCUACGGCAAGUCGCAGGCGACCAGGGACGGAGUGAUCCCAGAGGAAAUGGUCCUGGGCUGCCCGCAGUAUCGGUUGGAGAUGCGGGGGUUCACUCCACCGCAGGGCACCUGGGUGGCGAUCUGCGGCACCGACCUGGUACGCACGAACGACGGGUUUCGGGUGCUGGAAGACAACCUGAGAGUGCCCUCGGGCGUUUCCUACAUGAUCGCGAACCGGAAGGCGGUGAAAACGAGCUUGCGCCGACUGUACCGUGCCUCGAAGGUGCUGGAGGUGGAACAGUACGGACGCUUGCUCCUCGACACGCUCACGGAGUUGGCGCCGACGGAGCGGGCCAGCCCGAGCAUCGCGCUGCUCACCCCUGGCAUUUACAACGCGGCCUUCUACGAGCACAUGUUCCUGGCGCACGAACUGGGCGCGGAACUGGUGGAAGGGCGUGACCUGGUGGUCAGGGACGAUUUCGUUUAUAUGAAAACCACCGCCGGACUCCGCCGGGUUGACGUCAUCUACCGCCGCGUGGACGACGAUUUCCUGGACCCAUCGGUUUUCCGGCCCGACUCGGUGCUGGGGGUUCCCGGGCUGAUGGACGCGUACCUGAAAGGGAACGUUGCCCUGGCGAACGCGCCGGGGACGGGGGUAGCCGACGACAAAAGCGUGUACGCCUACGUGCCGGACCUGAUCCGUUACUACCUGAACGAAGAGCCCACAAUCCAGAACGUGGAAACGUACCUCUGCCGCAGGCCGCAGGAACUGGAAUAUACGCUGGACAACCUGGACAAACUGGUAGUCAAGAAGGUGGGAGAAUCGGGUGGUUAUGGAAUGUUGGUGGGUCCUCACGCCACGCCGCACGAGAGAGAGGACUACGCCAAGCAGGUCAGGGCCAACCCGGCUGAUUUCAUCGCCCAGCCCACGCUGGCCUUGUCCCGGUCGCCCUGCCUGAUAGAUGGCAAUUUCGAGCCGCGCCACGUCGACUUGCGACCGUUCGUAUUGCAUGGGCAGACCACACGGAUCGUGCCUGGAGCCUUCUGCCGCGUUGCCCUGCGGAAGGGCAGCCUGGUAGUGAACUCAAGUCAGGGAGGCGGCGGCAAGGAUGUCUGGGUGCUGGAGGAGUAA
Messenger RNA from Geodia barretti, 1389 nucleotides. The record is from the annotation of a GenBank genome assembly. Lineage: Eukaryota; Metazoa; Porifera; Demospongiae; Tetractinellida; Geodiidae.